Penicillium angulare is the source of this 2790-nucleotide messenger RNA. RefSeq lists its product as uncharacterized. Lineage: Eukaryota; Fungi; Ascomycota; Eurotiomycetes; Eurotiales; Aspergillaceae. The record is from RefSeq and is a predicted model, not a curated record. The transcript is spliced from 4 exons. The coding region runs from base 1 to 2790 and encodes 929 amino acids.
AUGGCGUCCCUCCAGUCUGGCGGCGUUCCCGCUUCUGCUAUCAAUUCCCCGCCUUUAAUUCUCAAGAGGAAGCCUCUACCAAACCAUGCUAUCGCUUUGAACUCUCCCCUGUCUAACCAGGACCAUCACUCUGAUCACUCCGACCACUUCGAGGAGCCCGACCACUCCUCUCCCAUUCAUACCCCUGCUAGUCCGACCUCCCUGUUCUCCUCCUACGAAGACGACCGCGACGACGACAACGCCGACAAAGAAGAAGACUCCUUUAUACCGCCAAGGAAUUCACUCAGAUAUUCCCGUGGACCACACCCAGCGAAUCCACUCCGGAUCGAUACCGCUGCCUCUGCCUCAUUUCUGAGGUCUGUCGCUGAGGACGACGACGACUCCGAAGAAGGCGCCGACUACUUUGACGACGACUACGCCCACCAGUUCACGAAUGGAACCCCAUCUUCCCUCCAUAGUCGUCUAGUGAGCGAGCCUUUUAUACCCGUCCUGACCUCGCCUCCUCCAACCCAACGACGUGCCUCGAGUAUGGCCUUGCACCCACCCAUCAAUCGGCCACCUCUCCAUAUUGAUAUAAACGAUCGAUCGAUGUCCAUGCCCAUGGGUCCAGAUCCCAGACAACCAAAGACCCCCGGUAACAAAAUAAGCUCCUUCUUCGGUUGGAAAGGAAACACUGCAAGUUCCCCUGGUGGUGAAUCUUCUAGCACUGAGAUCUCCGAUGGUGGCCGGUCCCCCAUGCCAUCACCAAUGCCUCCUCUGGCCAAUGUCCCCAUAAAACCACCCUCUCCUUAUGAUACUAAAUCCUCCAUGAGCUACGGACUCCCGGCUAGAACACCCUCGGUAAGCGGGAUGAGUGCUCAGGAGGUGAUGUAUGCGUCCAAGUUUGCGGAUCUAGAAAAUGAAUUACGAGAAAUCAGCUCCGAAUUAGCCGGCUCUAUCCGCCGCGAGAUGGAGCUCGAAGACUUAAUUGAGCGCUUUCAAACAGAGGGACCUGAGUCCAAUCGGCGUACGAGUGAUUACUUCUCUGAUUCUGGUACUAGCUCUGUUCGGAUCCCUUCUGAUGCGGGCCGAAUGGAGGAUGAUAUCGGGAAGAUUCGUCGGGCUGCAGAGCAAGAACGUGCACAGUUGAAAGUACAAUUAUCACAAAAGCUCCAAGAAGAACGACUCAAGCGAACUACGUCAGAGUCUCACGUACAGAUCUUGGAAAACCAGGUCCAACAACUUCGCCGUGAAAGAGUGGAUUUGUCCGAUCUCUCAUCCAAGACCCGAGAAUUAGAAACCACCAUUGAAGAUACUCGCCGGAAACUGCUUGAAGAGCGACAAUCGAAGGAUAACUUUGAAGAUUUAUUAACAGCCAUGCGAGUUGAAUUGGAGCAACUACGAAAUGAACGUGAUCUUCUUCGAGAAGGCAAGGCGUCAGCUUCAGACAAUAACUCUGACAACCAGCGGUUGUUGGAGGAGAUCGAAGCGCUCAAGGUCGAAAAUGCAUCCCUCGCACAGUUACAAGGUGGGCGCUUUGCCUCUAUUGCUGAGGAAGAAGGCGCGGCCAGCAAGCGUAACUCUGCCUUUGGCCUUUCAAGGUCGAAUUCCCUCGCUCGUAAGCCUAGCGGUUUAGCGCGGUCAGGUUCAUUAUCACGAUCAAACUCUGUGAAUGUCAACAAGGAUCGUGAGAGUGGAGGUGAAGGAUCACUGGUUGACAAGGUCAAGGAUAUUGAGGCCCAGCGUGAUGCUCUUCACCGCACAUUAAGAAGCCUCUUGGAUCGCCAUGCCCAGCAAGCACGGGAGUUUGAGAAACGCGCCCGUAUCAUGGAUGCCGAACUUCAACACGCCCAACAGACUGUCUCUCCCCGCAAGCCCGGCUAUGAGAAAGACGUGCAAAGCUUGCGCGAUGAAAUAAACCACCUCCGUAUGCGUGCCGAAGAUGCCCUGGAUGGAAAGUGGCAGUGCGAGAAGAACCUGGCGGGUCUCAAGAUGGAUCUUGACCGUGCUGAGCAGGAGACCAGCUCUCUCCGGGUUCUGCUCCAGCAACACGACUUAGCUGCUUCCGAAGGCUCUGAAGAUGGCCAAGAAAGCUUCGCCGAGGUUAUGGCGAACUCUUCUUCACUGGAAGUUGUAUAUGAGCAACUGCAAGCCGAUCGACAGCAUGCUGAGAGUAGCGUUGCGCCAUCAACCGAAUUGACCGAUUCAAUCUACAGGUCUGACCAACUGGCCUAUAAUGUCCAGCAGCAAGUUCAAGUCAACAACUCAUUGCGCGGUCGCCUAGCAUCAGCUAUUGACAAGGGUGAGCGCGAUCAGCACCUUUCUGUUGAGCGCAUCAAUUAUCUGCAAAAUCAAAUGAAGGAGUACGAGGAUUCCCUCAUUAUUGCGCAGCAGUACACCGAAGAAGAGAUGGGCAAGCACGAGGAAGAGAUUCGCCAACUCAAAGACAGCCACAAUGCUCAACUGAUGAGAAUGAAGAAUGGCGCUCGCACUGCGGCAGCCCUCUCCCCACGCCCCCAAAACACACCAUUCAGCACUCGUUCACCACAGUUGGACAAGACCACCAGCGGCGAUGGAAUGCCACUCGUCGAAGUCGUGCAAAUUGACAGGUUUGAGAAGCGAGUGAAGGACCUCGAAAAGAACCUUCGCGACGCCGACAUGGAGAUGGAAGAAGUGAUCGGAAGAAUGAAUCGCGCACAGGUUGAUGUGGCCCAACUACAAUCUGACAGGGACGAGGCAUUGCGCCAAACACGCCAACUACAAGUUGACAUUCAGGCCGAGCGCGAAACGCUCCGAGCUCUGAUGGGCUAA